Molecule: messenger RNA, 705 nt
Organism: Humulus lupulus (European hop)
Lineage: Eukaryota; Viridiplantae; Streptophyta; Magnoliopsida; Rosales; Cannabaceae
Exons: 3
Coding region: 275-580 (101 amino acids)
Source: RefSeq, a predicted model, not a curated record
UCAUCUUGAUCAUAUGGCCUCAUGUGCCAAAUUUUAACUCUUUCUUCUUCUUCUUCUUCUUCUUCUUCUUCUUCUUCUCAUGUCUCUUUAUUUUAUAUAUAUUUUUUGGCUUAUAUAAGUGUUAUUUGGGGCCAAAUUUUAGAUCAUUCUAUUUUUUUUUCUUACAGUGAAGAAGGGGCCACAAAAGAGAGAAAGAAGAUAGUGAAGUGAAAUUAAGGAGAGUGUCAAGUUUUUUGAGGACAAAGGCUUAAGGUAAAGAAAAAUCUCUGAAGUUAUGGAGAAGAACAUGUCCAAGAACAACACCCUCUUCUCAGGUUGGGAUUUGGGUGAGAAAAAGGGUUCAUCAUCAUCAGAACUAGAAGAACUACAGAAAGAGCAUGAGGAGAAAACAUCAAGAAUUGAAGCACUGAAAAGACAAAUCGAAUCGACAAAGGUUAGAUUGGAGAAGAAGAAGAAGUCAGUAGUAGUGGCUGAAGAGGACAAAAUGGAAGCUUUUAAAACUUUGACUGAGAAAUAUAACAUUAUGAGACAAGAGUACAAUGCUUUGUUGCUUGAGCACUCGGCAAAAUCACUCAAUUGAAAGUCAAAACUCAUCACUAUAGUAGUAGUACUACUAGUUUAAUAUUAAUGUUUAUAUAUAAAUAUAUAUAUGUAUGUAUUUGUACAUAAAUAAUCAAAUAGGAGGAUUAAUUUCCUUUUCUUGUA